GCAUUUUAAUGUUUUCGUAUGUGUGUCAUGAAAAGUCAAACGUUUCUGUUCUGAUGCAGUUUGUAGCGAAAAAAGUCCCGUGAAUCGCGGAAGAAAUUUUCUUAUAAAAUUUUUAUGACGCUUCACUAUGUGGGAUGAUUCGGAGCAACAAUCUGCCACCUUUGUGUGGCAGAAAAAGCUGGAGAAGCAAGGCUUGAAAAACCUUUCCCGGAAAGAGCUGGAAGCGCUCAAUCGUAAGAAGCAGCAGGAAAAUGUAAUCGAGCUGGAUAAACUUAAAAAGCGCCGGCUGGAACGAGAGCACCAACAACAGCAACGGGAAGAUGAUAUGUAUCUGAUGCAACGGUCGAAAGAAGUGGCCCAAUUUGAGGAAUGGCAGCGGCAAGAGGAAACGUUUCAUCUGGAGCAGGCAAAGCUGAGAAGCAAGAUCAGGAUUCAGGAUGGCCGAGCGAAACCCAUCGAUUUACUGGCGCAGUACAUUUCCGAGCAAAAUCUGGAGGAAUCCAUUGAGAUGCAAAUGCAUGAGCCUUAUACUUACCUGAACGGGUUGGGUCUGGACGAUUUGGAGGAUUUGGUAGCGGACAUCAAAGUUUAUAACGAACUGGAGAAGGGACAGAAUGGGGAUUAUUGGAACGACUUGACCAUUAUAGUGGAAGACGAGCUUCAAAAAUUGCGGAAGGUUGAGGUUGAAAAGCAAAGGAUGGCCAGCGGACGGCGGGAAGGAAUUCAUCAAAGUGUCGCUAAGGAUGUGACUCAAAUAUUCAGAGGGAAAAGUUCGGUACAGCUGGAACAGUUGAAAAAGAAAAUUGAGGACAAAAUCAGUAGCCAACAGGAUGGUUUGGAUAUUGGUUACUGGGAAAGCUUGCUAUCGCAGCUGAAGGCUCAUAUGGCUCGUGCUAGAUUGCGCGAUCGUCAUCAAGAAAAUCUCCGUAAUAAACUGGAAAUGCUUAAAAAGGAGCAAGAGUCAAGCGUAAAGAAGGAAGAAGAUGAUGAUUCCGAGGCAGGGCCAAGCGGAGCAGGUCCUUCCGGAUUGCGAAAACUGGAGGCAAUGGAUGAAACCUCCAGAGAUAGCAGCAGUCAAUCCGGCACUGAACAAGCUAAAGAUGAGGAAAGUCACGAAUCAGAUCUGCUCAAUGAAUGCUUCGAAUUGUACAGAAAAGGUGGUUAUGAGCCAAAAUACGUUUCUGAGAGUGACCUGGAAGCGGGAGUGGAGAUAGUGUCCGAAGAAAAAGACGACGAAGUGUUGGAUCUUCUUCGACAGAAAGUGUUGGGAAUCAAUCAGGAGGAUGAAACUUUUUCGAAGGACGAACUUAUCCUCCGCAAGGAAGCAAAACGAGGAAUGAACGAUGAUGAAGCGGAAUUUUCCGUCGAAUCCCGAGUCGAUUCGCAAGUCUACUUGUGGUCUGACAAGUAUCGUCCUAGGAAGCCGCGUUACUUCAAUCGUGUCCACACUGGCUUCGAAUGGAACAAGUAUAACCAAACUCACUACGAUAUGGAUAAUCCUCCUCCGAAAAUCGUUCAGGGAUACAAGUUCAAUAUUUUCUAUCCGGAUUUGAUCAAUAAGAAUUCUACGCCACAAUAUUUCCUGACACCUUGCUCGGACAAUCCGGACUUUGCAACGCUGCGGUUUCACGCGGGGCCACCUUACGAGGACAUUGCGUUUAAAAUCGUAAAUCGAGAGUGGGAAUUCAGCUACAAGCGAGGUUUCCGCUGUCAAUUUCACAACAAUAUUUUCCAGUUGUGGUUCCAUUUCAAGCGAUACCGGUACAGAAGGUAAAAGAUAGGCUCCAUUAUUUUCGUGGUGAGUGUUUCAAUAUAUUUUUUAAACUUCACAAUA
Molecule: messenger RNA, 1834 nt
Organism: Aedes aegypti (yellow fever mosquito)
Lineage: Eukaryota; Metazoa; Arthropoda; Insecta; Diptera; Culicidae
Gene: cactin
Product: cactin
Exons: 2
Coding region: 128-1774 (548 amino acids)
Biological process (GO): mRNA cis splicing, via spliceosome
Cellular component (GO): cytoplasm; spliceosomal complex
Molecular function (GO): protein binding
Source: RefSeq, a predicted model, not a curated record